CUACACACAUUGUGAUUCUCUCUCCUGAAGCCUUCGGUCAAAGGUCCCUCCAGUCUCCUGCUCUGUCCUGUCCUUCUGGUACCUCAGACCAUGGCUACUCACCUCCUCAGACAGCUCAGUGUGUUCUCUAGAAGGGCUGUGUUACAACCUCUACAGGUGGUCUCCUCACUACAGAAGACAUGGACACCUGGGAACCCAACCUGGCUCUGGUGCUGUAGAUCCCUCCAUGUGGACAGUCCCCCCAUGGUCCCAGGGCAGAGCUUCAGCUACGUCCAUGGGGCCUCCUCAGUGUCCCUGCUGGGCCAGACGGUGGGUCAGAGUCUUCAGGCUGCAGCCGACCGCUGGCCCCACAGAGAGGCCCUGGUCUUCCUGCAGGAUGGAGUCCGUAAGACCUUCUCCCAGUUUCAGGAGAACGUUGACCAGGCUGCUGCAGGUCUCCUGGCCCUGGGUCUGAAGAGAGGGGACAGACUAGGAGUCUGGGGGCCCAACACAUACCACUGGAUCCUGUUUCAGUUCGCCACAGCCAAGGCUGGCAUCAUACUGGUGUCAAUAAACCCAGCCUAUCAGCUGAAGGAGCUGGAGUACACCCUGAGGAAGGUGCAGUGUAAAGCAGUGGUGUGUCCCACCCAGUUUAAGACCCAGAGGUUCUGUGACAUGCUGAGACAGAUCUGCCCAGAGAUGGAAACAGCAGAGUCAGGGGUCUUUAGAAGCUCCAGACUACCAGACCUGUGUAUGGUGAUUGUGACAGACAGCAGACAGACAGGGACUGUACAUGUAGAGGAUGUGAUGCAGGCUGGAAGCAGAAAACACCACCAGGAGCUGCAGGACCUGCAGACCAAACUGUCCUUUGACGACCCAAUCAACAUACAGUUCACAUCCGGAACAACAGGAAGUCCUAAAGGUGCCACCCUCUCCCACCACAACAUUGUCAACAACGCCUAUUUUGUGGGUCUACGUCUGGGAUUCGACUGGAGGCCUAUAAGAGCGUGUGUUCCUGUACCCCUGUACCACUGCUUUGGCUCAGUGUUAGGAGGGAUGUGCAUGGCACUGCAUGGCAUCACCCAGGUCUUCCCCUCUGCUGGUUACGACAGCCGUGCCAACCUGGAAGCUAUUCAGAAUGAAAGGUGUAAUUUCCUCUACGGCACUCCUACCAUGUACAUUGACAUGCUUGGACAGCCUGACCUUCACAAGUAUGACCUGUCAUCAGUUGAAACUGGGUAUACGGGUGGAUCUCCUUGUCCCCCUGAAGUCAUGAGGAAACUCAAAACUCACAUGAAUGUCAAGAAUAUCAUAACAAGUUAUGGAACCACUGAGAACAGCCCUAUAACAUUCCUUGGUUUCCCACGAGACAACGAGGAACUGAUGACACAGACAGUCGGAUGUAUCCUGAACCACACUGAGGCGAAGGUGGUGGAUGUGUCCUCUGGAGAGGUGGUUCCUCUGGGGGAUCCAGGAGAGCUGCUGAUCAGAGCUUACUCUGUUAUGCUGGGGUACUGGGACGACUCAGACAAGACCAAUGAGGCUAUCUCCAAAGACCGCUGGUACAGGACCGGUGACAUAGCCAGUCUGGACAGGUUUGGGUACUGCCGUAUAGUGGGACGUAUAAAGGACAUGAUCAUUCGUGGAGGAGAGAACAUCUACCCUGCUGAGAUAGAGCAGUUCCUUCACACCCAUCCCAAUGUACAGGAGGCCCAGGUGAUAGGCGUGAGAGAUGAGAGAAUGGGGGAACAGGUGUGUGCCUGUAUCAGACUGACGGAGGGACAGGACUGUAGCAGAGAGGAGAUCAGAGACUUCUGCAAGGGACAGCUGCAUGGAUCUGCUUCUACUUGUUCCAGAUUUCUCACUUCAAGAUCCCCCACUAUGUGGUGUUUGUGGACAGCUAUCCACUGACUGCCUCUGGAAAGAUCCAGAAGAUCAAACUGAGCGUGGAGAUGGAGAAGAAACUGGGCCUGUGAUGGACAGAGGGUCCUAGACAGACUGGGCUAAUAGCAACCCACAUUGAGCACCAUUUUAACACGAGAUGAUCUCUUGUUAAACCAUCAAUACGCACAAAGAUCACCCGCACAGUGAAUCUGAAUUGCAACCACUAACAUUUAGUCCUGGUUGCUGCCAACAUUUUUUUUCUUUUACCAUUUUGUCCUCUGGUGGGUAUUAUCUUCUGUAUUAAAUUAAACUACUAUUUCAGCAGACUAAGCACACAUUUAACUAUUUGACAAUUUUGUACAAAUGAAAUGAGGUACUUCCUUGUUUAUCACAGAGAAUCUACUGUUGCAAUUGACCCUCCACAUGUUAUGAAUGGAAAGGUCAUUUUGGUGUACUUACUUGUAUUUCCAAUGUAUGUAAUCCAUUAAUAACAACUUGUCUUUAUACAGGCUGGUUCUUAUCAAAAGGGGAACAUAAAAUAUCCCUGAACUGUCCACAUCUAACAUUGGUAACUAAAUCAAGCCAAUCAUGAUUUGAGUUAAGGUCCAUGUAAAAUGGCCGACUAUGUGUCUUCUUUAAGGGUUGAGUUAAUAUAAUCUGUUUUCAUUGUCUAUGUAAAAUGGCCAACUAGGUGUCUUCUUUAGAACCACAAAUGUUUUCUGUUCAUUGCUUGUAGUCCUUCACCAACACACAAUUCAAUAUAAUCAAUAGAUGCCUAUACUUUUCAGUCUCAGCCAUGUUUAGCUGAAUCAGGUUAAAGAGGCCUCCUCCUCUUAAAAACUGCCUGCAUUUUUCAACGUUCCGUUUUGAACUCACUUGGAUAAUACACCAUCUGUAAUGUUCUUCUGGCGGAGAAAGCCACGGUAUCCUGACAUUCACCCCUUGACCUAGGCUUAAUCUGUGUCCAGGAAACUGGUCCUAAAACUAUUCCAGGACUAUCAUUUGGAGUGCUUGCUUAGUCCCAUGGUCUAUGAUGUCACCCACCUUUACCAUGUCACUCUGAGCUCUAUGUCAGCCUGUUGCUAUGUCCCCAUAUAUACAGGUUUGGAACUAAGCAUUGUAACUCUGCCAAACAACAUAUUUGUACAUACCAACGUUUGGUAGUAUUACAGUUCUAUUUAUUUCAGAUGUCUUUAUGGCAUGUUUAAAAUGAAGAACCUGAGUUUUACUAUUGUACAUCAGUCCAAGAUCACAUAUCAUGAUGAUGUACAAUAUUUUCGAUUAAAUCAAAUGAAAUAAACAUAUUGAAAAAGAA
Salmo salar (Atlantic salmon) is the source of this 3178-nucleotide messenger RNA. The record is from RefSeq and is a predicted model, not a curated record. Lineage: Eukaryota; Metazoa; Chordata; Actinopteri; Salmoniformes; Salmonidae.